Quercus robur (English oak) is the source of this 790-nucleotide messenger RNA. RefSeq names its product 30S ribosomal protein 3, chloroplastic-like. The record is from RefSeq and is a predicted model, not a curated record. NCBI's taxonomy places the organism in Eukaryota, Viridiplantae, Streptophyta, Magnoliopsida, Fagales, Fagaceae. Gene Ontology annotation, cellular component: ribosome. The transcript is spliced from 2 exons. Gene Ontology annotation, biological process: translation. Gene Ontology annotation, molecular function: structural constituent of ribosome. Bases 61 to 624 code for a protein of 187 amino acids.
CACCGUAGUAGUAUUAGCCACCAAAAAAAGCUUUGUAACAACGCUGUGUGUGUAUGUGUGAUGUUAGCAAUGGCGGUUCAACCAAACCUGAAUGUCUCUCUGAAGCCCUUAGCGUUCCCUUCCCAAAAGAUUAAACCCUUAUUAGAAAAAGCCUCAAUCUUUGCAAACCCAAUAAGUAAAACAAUCUCACUCUCCAACUUAAAGCUCAGUAGCGACUGUCACACUCACACAACCAAAUUGGUCAAACCAAUUUGGGCCUCAGCCACUGCAGAAGCAACAGUUGCUGAAGAACACACUGCCUCAGAUGAUGAUUUCACCUCCCAAUCCCCUCCAGAUAAAGAGAAGCUUGGGGUGGUUGUGAAGCCAAUGGAGAAACCACGGAUUGUAUUGAAAUUCAUUUGGAUGGAGAAGAACAUUGGCAUUGGGCUCGACCAGAUGAUACCUGGACAUGGUACCAUCCCACUCAGUCCCUACUACUUUUGGCCAAGGAAAGAUGCUUGGGAGGAGCUCAAGGUUUUACUUGAAAGCAAGCCCUGGAUAUCUCAAAAGCACAUCAUUAUUCUUCUCAAUCAGGCUACUGAUAUCAUCAAUUUGUGGCAGCAGAGUGGUGGAAAUCUGGCAUAAGCUUCAAUGUAAACAUUUUUGAAUCUUCAGCAUAUUAUGUUAUAAGUAGAUCCCUCAUGAAUGUUAGGCUGUUGCUGUUGUAACCUGUUGUAUUAGAGCUCUUUGAACUACUUGUAUGCUUCUUGUUAAAUUAAAUGGAAUAUGGUUUCAUUUAGCCAUUUGAAUA